CUCAAGCUCGACAAGCCAUUGCGACAGUGGAGAGAACCAGAGGAUGUCGGCUCCCCCAUCCUCAUCUGGCCCGGCGCCCGCGCCUGUUAUAAAUGAGCCUGUGAGCGUCAUUCCUCCCAGGGCGCCCAAGAGGCUGGGCAUGCCGAAGCUGCAGCUUCCCUCUCGGCCUUCUUCGUCAUCGUCCUCGACAGGGUUUGCACCACGCUCAUUGGGAGGCGGUCCUAGUGGAGCGAGCACUUCUUCGCUAAGUUUGGCCAUUCCCACCGGACAAGCUUUCUCAGGUGGAGACAACGAUGAAGGCUACGAAGGAUCAGCGGGCACAUCAACGACGACAACGACAACGACAACCUACGCAAACAAUCUCUCCGUGGCCGGACCAGCAGCAGGGGGAUCCAGCGGCGCGACAAGCAUAUAUCCAGAGACGCAACCAUACGGAGAGGGCACAGAUUUUCGGGCACUGACGAACGAUCUAAAGAGAGCCAUGGGCGGCUUGACGAUAGAUGAGGCUGCACCAUCUGAUGGAGCACCGCCGCUAAAGCUCCCCGUCUCGGGAGGCUCCAGCAAGGAAGGUACAACAGCCGAACCAAAAGCAGAUUCUCGCCGGUCAUCAGCGUCGGGCGUCACGCACGAGGGUGGAGGAGAAGGAGAUGAAGAUGCUGAGCUGCAGCUUAAGGGCAAUCUCGAGAUCUUGAAUCGACUGGGCGAGGGUGCAAGUGGAGAGGUCAAAAGAGCGAUUCACAAGCCGACGGGUCUCGUCAUGGCUCAAAAGACGAUCAGUACAUCACCCAAUCCAGACAUUCAUCGUCAGAUUCUGCGAGAGCUGAGCUUUAAUCGGACGUGCCAUUCCGACUACAUAGUCAAGUACUACGGGGCCUUUCUCGACGACGAAGACACUUCCAUUGUCAUUUGCAUGGAGCACUGCGAAGCCGGGUCGCUCGACGGCAUCUACAAGCGCAUCAAAUCGCGUAACGGGCGAAUGGGCGAAAAAGUAUUGGGCAAGGUCGCAGAGGAAGGCUUGAAGGGUCUGGCGUACCUUCAUGAGAGAAGAAUUAUUCAUCGGGAUAUUAAGCCGUCUAACAUCCUCGUCACGAGACAGGGUCAGAUCAAGCUAUGCGACUUUGGUGUCUCGGGUGAGCUGGUCAAUUCGAUGGCUGGGACAUUCACCGGGACUUCCUACUACAUGGCCCCCGAACGCAUUCAAGGGCUCAAUUAUACCAUUACCUCGGAUGUAUGGUCACUCGGCCUAACGAUACUCGAGCUGGCCUCGAAUCGAUUCCCCUUCCCAGCGGAAGGAGAGCCUCCCCUAGGGCCUAUCGAUCUGUUGUCGUACGUCAUCAACAUGAAGGUACCGGAGCUGCAAGACGAUGAAGCGGCAGGGAUCAAGUGGAGCAAAGCAUUGAGGAACUUCAUCGAGACAUGCCUUGUCAAGGACCCCACACGGCGCCCGGGGCCGGUCAAGAUGCUUGGACAUCCAUUCGUCAAAAGGAGCGAAUCGAGGCAGCCUCCGACUGACAUCGCCAAAUUUGUCGCUGAUGUCUGGGGCUGGCCAGCUCCAAAUUCGAUCCAUUCAGCGGUCACAAGCAGCCCGACGGUGACGCCCACAAGUAGCAACAGCAAUAGCAGCGGCGGAACAGUAUCCUCGCACUUUACUCCCGGCUCAAAGGGGGUCAACGUGCCUGGCUUAGGCCGCGUCGCCUCCAUCCGUCAGGCACCUUCACCCUUGUCGGCCACUACUUCGGCCUCGACGCCGACGUCUUCUCUCCUCGAAGGUGCGGCGCCCGCCCAUCGCGUGCCGAACCUGAGCCUCGUCACGGAUCGCAAAUUGCGCAAGGAGACAGAGAUGAUGGAUCAGGAGCACGGCGACGGCUCGGAAGAGUCCAGCUGGAUCAGGCAACAGGAGGCCAAGAUGAGGGAAGCAGACGUGGGCCUCGUCGGUAGCCCAACAGAGGAGAGCUAAAGAUCACCAUCAGCCUUUUCCUGUCUUCCCUAUUGACGGGACUUGAUUCAAUAUUAGUCAAUAAAAGUAGGUCUGUCCACG
This is a messenger RNA of Acaromyces ingoldii, 2038 nucleotides long. Its product is annotated as Pkinase-domain-containing protein. NCBI's taxonomy places the organism in Eukaryota, Fungi, Basidiomycota, Exobasidiomycetes, Exobasidiales, Cryptobasidiaceae. Gene Ontology annotation, biological process: protein phosphorylation. The transcript has 4 exons. The coding region runs from base 44 to 1957 and encodes 637 amino acids. Gene Ontology annotation, molecular function: ATP binding; protein kinase activity. The record is from RefSeq and is a predicted model, not a curated record.